Messenger RNA from Ostrea edulis (European flat oyster), 2488 nucleotides. RefSeq lists its product as uncharacterized. Bases 703 to 1992 code for a protein of 429 amino acids. Gene Ontology annotation, biological process: mitochondrial protein catabolic process; mitophagy by internal vacuole formation. The record is from RefSeq and is a predicted model, not a curated record. The transcript has 10 exons. Gene Ontology annotation, cellular component: mitochondrial outer membrane. Lineage: Eukaryota; Metazoa; Mollusca; Bivalvia; Ostreida; Ostreidae.
GAUGCCUGUACAGCGAGUGGUAAGAAUUCAUUUGAUUCAUAUAAAAGGUCUACAUUGUAUUGUGAAUGAUUAACGUGUACAAAUGUACAGUACUUUUAAAAAUGAUUGCUGAGUUAUCAACCUUAAUGAACAACCUCUAAGUUGCAUGGGAUUUUCUUAAUGCGUUACUGUGAAGGAUUUUCAAUAGAUUUAAUUUAAAUUGAAAUGUUGGAUUUGGGCACGGAUUGAUGUGAUCUAAAUUUAUAUCGACCGUGUUUGAAGACCCCCAAAAUGACAAAAACUGAAUAUUACACGCCAUGUAGGGCCUACUUUCGGUUUGAUCAUGAAUUUAAUCAUAUAGACUAACGGGGCACUUGAAUUAAAAUAGAAAAAUACAGAGGAAGUAAAAUAUCACUGAUAGGGAUUCGUGUGUACAGUUGUGUAUAGAGCAUAUCGAUAUCGAGCAAAAGAUACAAACCAUACAUUGAUACAAUCUCAACUCUCGGAACUUGGGGUGUUGUCUGUAUGCCAAAGAACUGGAGGAAACUUUCAUAACUAUCGUUCUUGCAAAGAAAUCAUCCAUUAUGACGACACGCUAUUCCUCCUUAACAUACGUGUGUGUAUAGCAGGACUGAAGUAUACCGUAUAUGUAUGUCUACAACGAAAACCGAAUAAAGUCUUAACAUUUAAUUGACACAGGAUUUCAGCAGCUUAGGAAGCCUGAUGGACACAUCUAAUGAAAAAGUGAAUGAAAACUGCGAACAGAACAUAUCUAAAGAAGCCACUCAAGAAUGUAAAACUUUGCAUAAUGAACAUCCUAUUGAAAUGGUACAACACCCUAUCGAUAAAAAGUCAAACAGAAAUUUGAAACACCAAACUGCGUGUCAUGGGGACGAGGAAACCGUACCAGUUCCUGUCAAACGGUUGCAAGAAAUCAAACGAAACCUUUGUAAAGCAUUUCCAAAUUUUCAUGGAAACAGUACCAAGGUUGAAGCCAUUCAAUAUGAUAUAGCAGUGAUGUCCGAAAGAAUACAAAAUUAUGAGAAGAAACUUAAAGGUCUCGAGGAUAAGAACAGGAGGCAAGAUAUGGAGUUGGCGUCGAUGAAGGAGGAGAAUGACAAGUUAAAAGAAGAGUGUGAAAUAAUGAAGCAAGAAAUUGAUUCCAAAGACUUAGAAAUACAGGAGAUCAAGUCGGAUCAUUCCACGUACACUGGGAAGUACGGCACGUUAAGAGGGGAUGCGAAAAAGGAAGUGCAAAGGCUGAGAAAAGAAAUGGAAGAUUUGAGACAUAAACUGGGACACAUCAAUGAAGAGAAAAACUACUGGGUUAGGAGAAUAAGUGAAAUGGCUGGAAACAAAAUGACAAAAGGCAACACUCAAUUAACAGACUUAAGCGACCCCAACCGCCCAAUCAAAUUGGCUGAGAGGUUUGGGGAGCUGUAUGAUGCGUGUUGGACUAAUGUUUUUGAGGAAUUCAUGAUCCAUCACACCAAAGGCACAGAGGUGGAGGAAAAGAAAGCCACCGAUGGCUUGAAGUGUUUGUUACAGGACUGUCAGAAUGCCUGUUAUGCCGUGUCCAAUCAGAUGAUAAAAGACAUUAAAGGAGCAAUAAUGCUGCAUCAUGAGAAUAUAACUACAGCCCUGGAUCAUGAAAUCAACAGUUUGGUAAAACUGGCGUCACAGAAAAAUAUUGACAAAAUACAAGAGAAAUGCAAAGAAGAAGUCAUGAGGAAAAGUACGUCAUGUGUAAAACAGAUGACGUCAGCGAGCGUUUUUAUUGACGAAUGUAUCGAUGUGUGCUGGUUUAUGGUGAUCCAGAAUCCGCCCUUGGCGUUUUACUACCACGAUGGUGGGGAGGGACAGGAGUUCGAUAAAAAACGAUUUCAGUUUUACUCACAAUCAGGGACAAAGUUGAAAUAUGUAGUGUGGCCAGCAUUACUGCUGCAUAAAGACGGAAACCUUCUUCGUAAAGGAAUAGCUCAACCAGUCGAAGAGAAGAAGAAGAAGAAUUAAAGGACCAUUGUGGUGUUUCAUUUUAAAACUUUGAAAUUUAAACAAUUUUAAAAAAGAACUGAUAUAAAAAAAGAAUUCAAUGUAGAAAAUGAAAUAGCUAGUUACUAAAUCAUGCAUAUUUGUUAUUGCCCAAGACAUAUAUCUUAUGACAUUCAUAUAUAUAUUUAAGAUAAAGUUAUGAUAUUGUUGAAAGAUUAAUAAUGUUAAAUUGCUACGUAUUUCAAAGACAAAUUAGAAGUAUUUCCUCAAAUUACACAGCUGGUAAUUGAUUUUAAACUCUUAAUAAUUGUAUAGAUUUUAAAACAGAAGGUUUUUCUCCUAAAGAAAUUAAUGCUUGAAGAAAUCCAAUUUUUAGAAAUGAACAAUAACAAUUUUUACAUUUUAUUACAUGGGUUUCUGUUGAUUAAUACUGACUAUUAUAUGUACAUCGUGAUUUUAGUUUUCCUUUUGCACACUUUCUGUCAACUGACUGACUAAUAAACACGUAAAAAUUAAA